GAGCGCAGCCCGGGUGGGAGGCGGGCGGCGCUGCCGCCGCUGUGGAGACGCCGAGCAGGUUUGCUGUAAACUACCUACAAUAGCUAUAAUGACACCAGCCCUCAGAGAGGCAGCAACAAAAGGUCAUGGUAUCCACUUGUCAUCUGUGUCCUCUAGAGCUAUGGAGUCUGAUACAACUUUGUGCAUGGAAAAUUCCAGAGCAGUCGAAGAGACAAUAAAGGAGGAUUCCAUCACACAGAUUACUUGCUCAGUCUUGGGGUUUCCCACUACUGAGCCCAACCUCAGUAAUGAUAUCUUCAGUGUAAAACACUUUGGUUCUCCACAGUCUUCCAGACAUUAUCAAUCUGUCUUAUUAAUGAGCACAAAUUCUCCAUUAAACAUAAAAAACAAAAACAAUAAGCAAAGGAAUUCAGAAGAGCACAAGUGCUCCCAGAUGAGAAAUCUACUACAUAAUGGUGCCACCACACAGGUCAGCCAGAUUAAUAAUUCAGAACCUGAAGAGCAGGUCAGAGGGGAAACUUUAUCGGAGACCAUGACCCAGAGUUUGGCAGAAAUGCAGAGACUGUUGGAUUCAAAUGUAACUGAAUCCAAUAAUGUGGAAGAAACGCAGUUUACAAACUGUAAAUGGUAUCGGAAGAAUGGCUUUUUGGAUAAGGGUCUACUAGUACAUGCUGAGACAAAAAAAGGGGAUUUAUUGCAUCAAGUUGUGCAUGAGCCUUUGAAAGCAAUUGUGAGCUGCACCCCCACUAGUAAAGAAGAGGAGUUGAAUGCUCACUUACUUCAGUGUGUCAGUAAGCAACAAGUUGUGCUUAGUCGAGCCAAAAGAGCUCAGAAACGUUUACAGAUACUCCUGGCAAAGCAUGUUGUCAAACACUGUGAUCACCAGCUGAAAUGCUUUGUGAAACAUCAGCUCCAAAGAAUGAAAGUUUUUCAUGAUCCAGCCAGAUUUUUGGACAGUAGCUCCCUUGGAUGCACUGAAAUUAGGGCAGAAAACAGUAUAAUUAACUUGGAAAAUAAUUCAAAUAAAGAAACACAGAAUGGAUUCGGCAUUGAACCUGGUGAAAUCUGGGGUUUUGCACACUCUGCUACAGUGCUGCUGUCUCAUGUGGAGAAAGAUCUGGACUCUGAUGCCACUUGCAGUAGCUCAGAUGAAGAUUGUGAUGAACAGACUGUCAGAAAAACUGUGGAAGCCAACUAUAGCUCUGAAUGGAAGUGGCUUGUAGACCGAGCUAAAGUUGGCUGCCGUUGGACAUGGCUUCAAGCCCAGAUUUCGGAGCUAGAAUACAAAAUCCAACAACUAACUGACCUUCACAGGCAGAUACGUGCCACCAAGGGGAUGGUGAUCUUAGAAGAAUUCCCACUUCCCAAAGACGUUUUGAAGAAGCAAACACAAUUGACAAACCCAGAAGCUUUAUUAAACACCACAGGGAAUUCUCAAGCUACCCUUGAGAGACAGGAUUUUUUGCCGGAACACGAUUUUGAAAUGUCACCAAGCAGCCCUACUUUACUUUUACGAAACAUAGAAAAACAGAGUGCUCAGCUGAGUGAAAUCAUCAAUAAUCUAAUUGCUCCACUCAAUCUGUCCCCUACAUCCUCUCCUCUCUCUUCCAAGUCCUGUAAGCAGAAACAACUGGUCAAUGGCAUAUCUCUCAGAGCUUCAGACAACAGAGAGGAAAUGUCCUCUUCUAGUAGCCAGUUGCUUGAUCAUCAACACAUCAAAAAAAGAAGAAAAGACAGGGCAAGGCUGAGAUCUCCAUCUGUAACUAUCAUGAGCACAUCUGCCCGAACAAGGCCACUUCAGAGUUUCCAGAAGAGGAAACUAUACAGAAUGAACAGCGCAUGUUAUUGGAAUCAACAGGCUUUGCUAUCUAGAGAUGCCUCGUUUCCAUAUAAUACACAGAUGCCUUGCAUGGCUCCAGCCUCCAUUUGGAGCAGUUCUGAGCAUGGUACAUCAUCCAGAAUAGUACAACAACAUAUACCAGAGGUGGAUUCCUCUCUUCAUCCUGUGUUAUCAUUCCCUUCAGAUAUCCCUCUUCAUAUAUAUUUUGAAACAUUGUUGAAGGAGGACAAGAUCAAAGGAGAUCCUGUUGACACCUCAGCACUAGGGAUAGAGUUUAAAAUGUCUCCAUCCAAUGAAUAUAAUCAACAUAGUGCUUCUCUCAAACAAUGGAGCAGUGGCUAUUUACUUAAUUCCAAACCUCAGGCAGCAUCAGGAGCAUCUGAACAGUUGUCAGAGGGAAGAAAGAAAAGGCACCUAAGUGAGACAGCGAUAGGAGAAAGUAACAGUAGGUUUGAAGCUUUUUCCUUUCAACAUGCAGAACCGGAAUCCCAUAACAAUUUUACUGCUGUGACCCAUGUCAAUCUGAUGUCUAGAUCUACCCAAAACACCUCAUCACAGCAUAACUCUAGACGGAGACUGAGAAGUGAGAGCUCCUAUGAUAUAGACAACAUUGUUAUUCCUAUGUCACUGGUUGCUCCCUCUAAAUUGGAGAAGCUGCAAUACAAAGAAAUCCUUACUCCAAGCUGGAGAGUUGUUGAACUUCACCCUCUGGGGCGAUCUCAUGUAGAUGAAGAAGAGAUAGAAGAUCUGUCAGAUGAACUUUUUUCUUCACGUCAUGCAAAAUAUGAAGAGAGAGAGAAAGCAAGGUGGUCAUUGUGGGAACAGAGCCGAUGGCCCAGAAGAAAUAGCAGAUCUUAUAGCAAAAAUGCUGAAGGACAGCAGGGACAAGAUCCAGUACUGAAAGAAAACCAUCAUAACUCAUGUGCCUCACUGCGUUGUGCUGCUGAAGCUGCUUCUGAUCUUACUUCAGAAAUCCACAGUUCUGUAUGUUUAAGGGUCCCACAGUCUUCAAAGGAAAACCAAGAAGCAAAGUCUGAGCUGUGGGAACUUCGGGUUUUUCCGUUAAAGGAUGAAGACAUAGAAACCUUACGGUGCCAAGACCAAAUAACAAAUCAGACUGAAAGUUCAAGUGCAGCUUUCCACAGUGACUCCCUCUGCACUUCAUGUACUCCCAUCACUUUGCCAAACAAUGGCCAUCCACCAAGAAAACAAUCCACAGACGAGCUGGAAGACUGCAAAAGUGUUUUCCUGGGACUCUGCAGCACAAGAAAACACAGGUGACAGGGAAUAAUGUGGUUCAUUAAGAAAGCCGAUUAAGAUGGAGAAAAGUAUAAGGCAGGAUAAAAUCCCAAACGCAACACUUUCUUCUUCCUGAACCACAAGAGAAACUAAUUAUUUCAAGCUAGAAGUCUAGUAUUCCCUGUGUUAAAAGUGAGCACACCUAAAUAGCUGGCACGGUUUACUGCUUUCUGUUGUCAUAUUGCCACGUUCUUUAAUAUUCUUCCUUUUUUUCUUUCAAAUGUGUUUAUGGUUCUGAUGGAUUCUGGGACAGCAGAACACACUUUAUUCCUUUAAACAAACAACUUCAAAACACAGAAAAACUACUUGAAAAGACAGUGAGGAGGAGGGGGUAAUUUCAAAUGGUUUCCUUUGGUGGCAUGAGCAUGUGGCAAAUACCUGCCUUGUCUGAAAUCCCUUGAAUAUUUAAGUACCAGUAGUUUUUAAAUGACACUUUCAGAAGCCUUAUAUUUGGCUUAAAAUGAGUCACUCAUUCAACUCUAUUGUUAGUUUCAUGCAGAAAUCCUCAAACACUAACACACAAAUAUACCACUAUAUUUCCAUAGUUGAUUUCUCUACUAUACGAAAGGUAGACAGUUUUCUAUUUCAGUCACAUGGGGAGCAGAGAAGCCUAGGAGUGGUGAGGAAACGAAGAUUGAAUUAAAUGAAGAUGCAGCUCUGAAUUUCAUUUUGGAUCAUCAGAUAUUUGGCGACCUAACUCCUAGACCUGCAGUAGCUAAUGCUGCUUAGAACUGUAUGCUGUAAUAUCUUACCAACAAGUAUAGUUGUUACGAUUUCUAAGCGAUACCUUGCAAGGGGUUCUACCAAGUAUGCAAAAGCAGAGUGACUAACCAGAAAGGAAAACAUUGUUAAUAAGGACAUCAGAAGGGCUUAAAAAAACCUUUCAUAAUGUUUCUAAAUACAGAUUGAUUUUUAAAUUCCCAGCCAUUAUACUCUAAGAAAAUAAAAGCAAAUUGUUUAAACUCAUACAUUCUGAAUUACAGUAUUUAGAAUUUAUCUGCAUCCUCAAGUGAUGCUAACAGAAGACGACGCAUACAAGAAUUGAUGAGCUAGCAGUAUUCUUGUAGCAGAACAAUAAUUCGACACCAGUAGAAUGUAUGUUUAAACCACCGUCAGCAGGAAGUUUUUCUGUGUACAACAGUUGAAGGCAACUAUAUAGGAGUCUCUGUUCUUGUACUACAUUUUUCCUCAGCUUGUAAUAUCCAAUACUGACAGAUGACCCGUUUGUAAUGUCAAAUUUUUUCCUGUCAGAUUGACUGGAAAUAUACGCUGGACCUCAGAAAAAAGUUCAGUCAAGUUUCAACACUACUGCCUAUGCUACAUUGUAGUUUAUUGCACAUUCUGAUUUAUUUUAAAUCUUUUUUUUUAACACUGGUUUGUCCAGCAAAUUAAACUCAAAUUUUGCCUCAAUGUCUGAUACAAUAAUCUUCAAUGCAAGGUUUUUUAAAUUAAAAGUUAUUUCCAUA
Molecule: messenger RNA, 4605 nt
Organism: Mauremys mutica (yellowpond turtle)
Lineage: Eukaryota; Metazoa; Chordata; Testudines; Geoemydidae
Gene: KANSL1L
Product: KAT8 regulatory NSL complex subunit 1 like
Exons: 16
Coding region: 89-3121 (1010 amino acids)
Cellular component (GO): NSL complex
Molecular function (GO): histone acetyltransferase binding
Source: RefSeq, a predicted model, not a curated record